CUGGGUGGAUUGGUCAAGAGCCAAGAAGUUUGGGGGGGGGGAAUAGAUAGGGUGUGCAAGUCUACAGGGGGUUUUAGGCAGCCAACCCUUAAAACUUUACCAAAAAACUGAAACUGAUUUGUUGCUACUUCCUCUCCAUAUUCUCCCUCUCCCCAAAACAAACGACGAUGUCCAAAUCAGCCGCCAACGAGCCACCGGCUAAGGAAACGUCCCCUUCGUUGUUUCCCUCCUCGUCGUUGCCAGAUACGAUGGAUUUGAGCUGCUUGGCUCUCGUGCCGAGAUCAGACCACGCCGCCUUGUCUCUAGUCUCAAAAAGGUUUCACUCUGUACUGGCUUCGCAAGAGUUCUACAAGACGCGAUCGCUGUUGGGUCGCACGCAAGAGUUUCUCUACGUGUGCUUGAGCACCACGCCUAACCCGACCCCCAGCUGGUUUCUCCUCCGUCGUGAAACUAACAAGAAUCAACUGAUCCCUAUACCUUCGUUCCCCUCCCAGCCUGAAACUUUUUCCUCUUUCGUGGCCUUGGAUUGGGGGAUUUACGUGAUCGGUGGAUUUAAAGAUGUUCGCUCGCCGGAUGUAUUGCUCUUGGACUGUCGUACUAACACUUGGCGUAAAGUCCCUUCCAUGUCGGUUGGUCGUGCUGCAGCAGCGGCUGGAGUUAUAGACGGGAAGAUAUACGUGUUCGGAGGCUGCGAGGAGUUAAGUUCGCCAAACUGGGCUGAAGUGUUCGACCCGAACACUCAAACCUGGGAAACUUUAGUUCCCAUGGAUGAUCGGAACGAAGGUGAUAAUGUCAUCCGCGAGACGCUGGUGAUGGAUAAGAAGGUAUACGCAGUGGACUUCUGGAGCGGAAGCUUGUUUUACUACUCGCCGGGUGACGGCAAAUGGGGAAGGAAGAAGAUACCAGAACAAGUCCAGAGUUACUACUGUGUGAUGGAGAAAGUGUUAUAUGGUUGUGAUGAAGUAGGGAAUGUGGUUUGGCGGGAUUCAGAGGAACUGGAGUGGAAGAGAGUGAAAGGUUUAGAGGCUCUACAGUGGAAGCGUGUAAGGAAGCUUAGCAGUUUCGGCGGGAACAUUGGGGUCUUUUGGGUUGGGCUUAGGGGAGAUGUUUGGUGUGCUGAGAUUUCUUUGGAGAGACGCGAGGAGGAAGGUGAGAUUUGGGGAAGGAUUGAGUGGUCGGAAGCUGUCGCCACAUUUUACCGUAGCUUCACUCGUACCAAGGUUGAGGUUUUGUAUGCGGCCGCUGUUAACGUCUAAAACGAAUUAAUCAGUUGACAAAAAGGUGUGUGUGUGUGUGUUUGGGGAUAUUUUAUUUUCCUUUCUCUGGGUGUUGCAUCUUCAUAUUCUAGUUCGUAAUAAUUAAUAUGUUUUGUAUGAUUUAAAUGCUUUCCUUCUCUGUGUGUUGUCAAUGUCUAAUAAGAUGAAAAUCACAACUCUCUUAAUCAUUUGUUUUCUUUGGUUCA
This is a messenger RNA of Brassica rapa (field mustard), 1462 nucleotides long. Its product is annotated as F-box/kelch-repeat protein SKIP6. The record is from RefSeq and is a predicted model, not a curated record. Lineage: Eukaryota; Viridiplantae; Streptophyta; Magnoliopsida; Brassicales; Brassicaceae. Gene Ontology annotation, molecular function: protein binding.